GCAACUUGCGGUGAUUUCAUUCGACGGAUAUUCAAAGUGCUCCCGACCGUGUCGACCGCGUUGUGAGGAAACCGGUGACUCGUCGUGUGGGAUCUGUCGCACUUUUUCUAAAGGCAGUUGCAAGUGGACCCCGCCGACUUCUUCGGAGUCUCAGCAAGGCCUUGUCGUCCCGAGCCAAACCAACAAAGAGCCAGCCAUGUCGUCGACAUCACAGAAACAUCGCAACUUCGUCUCCGAGCCGAUGGGAGAGAAGGCGGUCACAGACCUUGCUGGCAUCGGCGAGGUCCUUGGCAAGCGACUAGAACAGAAAGGAUUUGACAAAGCCUUCGUCGUCCUCGGACAAUUCCUCGUCCUCAAGAAAAACAAGGACAUCUUUGUGGAUUGGAUGAAAGACAUCUGCGGUGCCAACAACAAGCAGGCGACAGACUGCUACCAGUGCUUAUACGACUGGUGCGAUGAGUUCUUGUGAACGUUGGACAGUUGCCAACAACUGACGGACUGUAAAUACCAAGGGGACUUUUCUUGGUUGUUCUAGGACACCUGUCUUUUAUCCGAGUCCACUUUCUACAAGAAUUCUUUUUAAUACAUUUCUGUAUUUUAUUUGGCUAAAUAAAAUAUUUUAUUUUCUGCUUUUAA
Molecule: messenger RNA, 636 nt
Organism: Dermacentor albipictus
Lineage: Eukaryota; Metazoa; Arthropoda; Arachnida; Ixodida; Ixodidae
Product: barrier-to-autointegration factor-like
Molecular function (GO): DNA binding
Source: RefSeq, a predicted model, not a curated record